UCUCAUGGGACCGCUACCGAACCAAGAACAAGUUCUGGUUGUUAAGUUUCUGAAAACAACAACGUCUACUCUCAUCAUCAAUCAUCUAAAAGAAAUAUUUUGUCAACUUGGGAUCCCGAAGUCCAUUCGAGCAGACAAUGGUAGACAGUUCUCUAGUAAGGAAUUUCAGAAGUUUUGCGAAGAAAACAAUAUCCAGCUAGAACACACACCACCGUAUUGGCCACAAGCUAAUGGAGAAGUUGAGAACAUGAAUAAAUCCUUGCUCAAAAGGUUACAAAUGAGUUAUAAUACUAGACGAGACUAUGAAAGCGAAAUCAGGAAAUUUAUCAUGAUGCAUAAUGUAACUCCCCAUGGAACAACUGGGAAAUCACCGUUGGAAUUGAUAUUCAACAGGAGGAUAAGGGACAAAAUCCCUUCGGUAAUUGACCUCGUUGGAGAAGAAAUCGACCAAGAAGCCCAGGAUAAUGACUUGAUCAACAAACAAAAAGGUAAAAGGAAAGAAGAUGGAAGACGGCAAGUGAAGAAUAGUGACAUUAAAAUAGGGGACAAGGUUGUUACAAAAAAUAUGGUGAUUCUCCAUAUGCUCACUUCCAGGUACAACCCUAUAGAAUACGUAGUUACACAACGGGUUGGAAAUGAAGUAACCCUUGUUGGAGAUGGGAAGACAAUGAAACGGCAUGUACACCACGUAAAAAAGAUUCCUUCGUAUGAAAAUGCUGAAACAGGAAGUAUACACACCACGUCAUGAACUUUCAAUAAUACUGAUUGUAUAUUUAUGAUUUUCAGCCACCGAACAAGAUGAAAUGCUG
Messenger RNA from Leptinotarsa decemlineata (Colorado potato beetle), 809 nucleotides. RefSeq lists its product as uncharacterized. The record is from RefSeq and is a predicted model, not a curated record. NCBI's taxonomy places the organism in Eukaryota, Metazoa, Arthropoda, Insecta, Coleoptera, Chrysomelidae.